This is a messenger RNA of Pyrus x bretschneideri (Chinese white pear), 2313 nucleotides long. RefSeq names its product membralin-like protein At1g60995. The record is from RefSeq and is a predicted model, not a curated record. Gene Ontology annotation, cellular component: endoplasmic reticulum. Lineage: Eukaryota; Viridiplantae; Streptophyta; Magnoliopsida; Rosales; Rosaceae. The transcript has 15 exons. The coding region runs from base 103 to 2025 and encodes 640 amino acids. Gene Ontology annotation, biological process: response to endoplasmic reticulum stress; positive regulation of ERAD pathway.
UCACUUCCUCGGGAAAAUCGUCGUUUCUCAACCCCAAACUUAUCACAGUAUGAAAGGGUAGAGAAGGAGAGAGAAAUAUCAGAGAGAAAGGGAGAAGAAGCCAUGGAUGCGGAGCAGACCUUCAUCCGAGUACAAGAGCGGUUCUCGCAGAUCCUGACGCCGAAAGUGAGAGCUGCUUUGGAGUAUAUAUACCUCUUCAUCGCCAUCACCUUGUUCUUUAUUCUCGUUGUGAUGCACGCCAAUUACGUUCAACAGCCUGGCUGUUCAAGUGAACUUUCUGGUGUCGAAACAACAGAAGCCCAAAUUAUUCAAAUUAAGAUAACUAGUGCAGGGUUGUGGUCGCAGAAUGAGUCAGAGUUCACCAAUGUGAUGGAUGAUGCCCCAGACACAAAAUCUGUAAUGAGUGGUAAAUUGGAACUGAAGACUGAUACUGAAGUUCUUGAUCGACAGACAGAUAGCUCUACCGAUAGCCUGAAUACUAUGGCAACACUUGAUGAUGCCGUUGUCAAAAAUGAAAUAAAGGAGAGACGUAGUAGUUUUCUUUCACCUAUGAAAGAUACAGUUAGGGCCGCACUUGUUAACUUUAUCAAACUGUGGAAAAUGCGUCCCCGUCUCUUUUCAGUCUUUCGGAAACAUGGAGCACAUGUCAUUGGAAAUUUAUGGAACAUUGCAGGGAUACAUUUAGAUCUUGAUAUUCCCAAGUGGUUGCGCAUACUUCAUUUGGACAGGCUUAACUUGUAUGCAGUGCAGUGGCUUGAGACCAGAAGCAAAACUUUUGAACCAACCUAUUUGUACACUAUGGAAAAGGGUUAUUUCUUACUACCUGAAAGUGCCAGGUCUCGGCAUAAUAUUCGUGCUGUAAACAUUAGCAUAUCAGCUCGGCAUUCUUGUUUUGGGAACAGGUGGCAGCAGCUACUCAUUAACAGAUUUGUUGGAUAUGAUACUAUUUUAAUAAAUAGUUUAUUGAGUUCACCUGGACAAGGAUAUCUUUAUAAUUUUCAGACAAAGGAGUUUUUUAAUAUCAGCUAUGCACAAGAACCGCCACAAGGCCCUGCAAGGUUUGGAGACUACCUUGUGACAAAAUGUGGUGUGCUUAUGAUGUCCAUUUUUGUGUUCUUUACAACCACCAUGUCUGUGUCAUUCACAUUGAGAGAGACACAGACUCGCAUGCUGAAGUUCACAGUGCAGCUUCAACACCAUGCUCGUCAUCAGCUUCCAACUUUCCAGUUAAUUUUUGUGCAUGUAAUUGAAUCACUUGUCUUUGUGCCGAUAAUGAUCGGUAUAUUAUUUUUUCUGUUCGAGUUUUAUGACGAUCAACUGCUGGCUUUUAUGGUCCUCAUACUCGUCUGGUUGAGUGAACUAUUCACGCUAAUCAGUGUCCGGACGCCCAUUUCUAUGAAGUUCUUUCCCCGCUUCUUUUUGAUCUACUUUCUUGUUUUCCACAUCUAUUUCUUUUCCUAUACUUAUGGUUUUUCGUAUUUGGCUCUUUCUACAGCUGCCGCUUUUAUGCAGCAUCUCAUUCUAUACUUCUGGAACCGUUUUGAGGUACCAACUUUACAGAGGUUCAUCCAAAAUCGACGAUCUCAGCUCCAGCAACACCCAGAUUUCCACAUUACCUCGUCAACGUUCCUUGCCUCAACGGUACAGAUCACAAGAUUGAACCCAAGAAACCCCGACCUAGUUAAUUCUGACUUGGAACCUGGACCCGGGCUGAGAUCUGGAUCAAAUCCAGCAGUACCAUCAAAUGCAGCAGAAGCACCCGGCCUUCAAGAACAGUCAGGUAACGACAACCUAGACGGGGUAGGAAACCCUCAGGCUCCCGGCCAAGCUGAUCUGAAUCAAGCAGAGAAUGGUCCCAACCCCGGCGCUAUGAAUUCAUUCAGUUCACUUCUGUUAUGGAUCUUAGGAGGGGCGUCCUCUGAAGGCGGCCUCAAUUCCCUUCUUUCUAUGUUCAGAGAUGUGAGAGAGCAAGGACAAGUUUACACGGAACCCCCUAGACAAGAAAAUCAAGACAUACAAAGGUAGCAUCAGAACAUUGCACGUAUGGACGAAGGUGAUCUUAGUUUGCUUCCUUUUGUUGUUGUAGAUCUUCAUGUAUGUGAAGUAGUAUAGCAAAAGGUUAUGCUGGAUAUACAUGUUUGUAUAGAAAUAAUACGUUACAUCGUCUUAGUUUAUCGAAGAAUACAAUCGAAAGCAAGAAUCGGAUUUGGUGAUGUCCGAUUUUGCCUAGUCAAGCUUCUCACUUGCAGGACAUUUUGGGGGUUUUAUGAAGGAGAUGGGCAUCCAACUUCGAAAUGAAAUUUCCCGUACUUA